CGACCCAUGUCCAAAAUGCUUUUGGGAAGGUCAGUAAUUAUUCCAGGGCUAUUCCACAAUUUCAGCAAGCUAUCUCUUUCAUCUUGCMAUGCAUUUAAACGCGUACAAGGUCUGAGAGCUCUAUGCACUUMCAAAUCCAUUCAAACACGCAAAAAUCUAAUCUCUUCCACGACUUUAUGCAAUGACGACCGGGUUACAGUUCACUGGCAAAAUGGGGAACAGACGGAGUACCACAACGUUUGGUUGCGAGAUCACUGCAAAUGCGAGAAAUGCUUCAACUAUUCGACUAACCAGAGAGAAUAUGACAUGUUGUAUAUGCCRCUAGAUAUCAAACCGGUAGAAGCUGCUUCAAACGGGGAGGAACUCCAACUGACAUGGCCUGAUGGUCACAAGACCACAUUCCCUUCCCAGUGGUUGGAAGACCAUACAUAUAAAAAUAAGUCUCCAGUAACAAAGGGCAAUUGGGUGGAACCGUUCCUGUGGAAUAACAAGACUAUARCGUCUGURGAAUUGCCAAAGAUUACCCAUCAAUCAAUUCUAGAUGACGACAAGAACUUAUUYAAAGUAUCACAUGCAAUUGAAAAGUUUGGCUUUGCAUUUGUGCAUGASACUCCAACUGAUGUGACAGGYAUGGAAAGUCUGAUCAACAGACUUGCUGGUUUUGUCCGCGAGACMUUCUAUGGCAAGAUCUGGGAUUUUUCAAAUGAAGCGUAUGAUUAUGCUGAUACUGCAUAUUCAGCUUCACGGCUAGAAGCACAUUCUGACAACACCUACUUUGCCGACCCKGCAGGGCUACAGUUACUACAAUGUAUCAAUCACAAUGGUAGUGGAGGAGAAAGUUUACUUGUCGAUGGUUUUAAUGCUGCAGAGAUCUUGAAGAAAAAAGAUUAUGAGGCAUUCAAGUUUCUUUCAUCUCAGAGGAUUCCUUCUAUAUAUGAAGACAACUCCCUCUGCAUUAAGAGCAAUGGUCCAGYAAUUGAAUUGGAUCCCUACUGGGGAGAUSUCAAACAAGUUCGCUUCAACAUGUAUGAUAGGGAUGUUCUUGACUGCCUUCCAGCUGAAGAUGUUCCUAGAUUCUACCAUGCAUAUCAGGCAUUKGCAAAGAUUAUAAGAGAUSCAGGGAACGAGUUUUGGUUUAAGCUUCAACCAGGAGUGUGCAUGGUGAUGGCAAACUGGAGGGUUUUACAUGGUCGUAAUUCUUUUACAGGAGUAAGAAGAAUGUUAGGAGGUUAUGGAAACAAAGAUGACUUUGAGGGACAAUUCAGAUCAAAAUUCAGUAAUUACAGAAAGGAACUAUAAGAGUGCACACAACAAAAGCUCAAAGCAAUUUUUAACAAUGAACAGCUAAUGAGAUUUAGUUAUCAACUAACUAAGAAUUCAUCGGGGUAUGCACACCAUCGCCACCAUGCCUCACAGAAUUCGUAGUUGGUUGAUAACUAAAUCUUAUUAUGUGACAUGCACUGUAAAGAGCAUUCAUUUUAGCCCAAAAGAAAAUCGAGUAUGAAAAAUAACAUUUAKAAACAUUGUAUUAGGGAGACAGUUAUUUCAUUCAUGAAAAAAAAAUCUUCCAAAAAGUAAUCCAGUCAGUACAAAGACUAUAAAAAUAUUUUUAUACAAACCUCGCAGAAAAAUAGAAUAUAUGGUUUAAUAUUUAGAGACAUAAUUUUCAAAGAAAAAUGUUCCUUAAAGAGGAAUUUUUAAUUAAUUUUAUCGYCUUUGUGAUUGGAAGAACUGACACAYGAGUGACAAAAAAUUGCAGAUCACGUGAAUUUAAUUAUGCAUGCAUGUGAGCUUGAUUUUUGCAUCUGYUUUCCAUCAUGGCAGGGAAWAAAACAUUCAAUGUUU
This is a messenger RNA of Exaiptasia diaphana, 1845 nucleotides long. Its product is annotated as trimethyllysine dioxygenase, mitochondrial. The transcript has a single exon. Gene Ontology annotation, biological process: carnitine biosynthetic process. Gene Ontology annotation, molecular function: trimethyllysine dioxygenase activity; iron ion binding. NCBI's taxonomy places the organism in Eukaryota, Metazoa, Cnidaria, Anthozoa, Actiniaria, Aiptasiidae. Gene Ontology annotation, cellular component: mitochondrion. The coding region runs from base 7 to 1299 and encodes 430 amino acids. The record is from RefSeq and is a predicted model, not a curated record.